UGGACGCCGGGCUGCUGCUGCUGCAUGCGUCCUGGGCAGUGCUGGGGCGGCGGAGCGUCAGAAGAGGGGUGACGAGGCGAGAGAUUGGGAGACCCCCCUGAAGGACCAGCGAGACUCGGAGACCAGAGACUCGCCCUGGAAGACCUGGGGCUCAGGGCGCGAGCGUAUUUCUUUGCGUUCUCAGGGAGAGCGCGCGGGGUUCGCCCCAUGGCCGGGAUUCCGGGCCGCGAUCCUUGGGGGGCCCCUGGGAUUUGUUACCUUCUCGGCUCCCUGCUCGCCGGACUGCUCUCCCCGGGGGCUGUAGCCUUCAAUCUGGACGUGAUGGGCGCCCUGCGCAAGGAGGGCGAGCCGGGGAGCCUCUUCGGCUUCUCUGUGGCUCUGCACCGGCAAUUGCAGCCCCGACCCCAGAGCUGGCUGCUGGUGGGCGCUCCCCAGGCUCUGGCUCUGCCUGGGCAGCAGGCGAAUCGCACCGGAGGACUCUUCGCCUGCCCCCUGAGCCUGGAAGAGACUGACUGCUCCAGGGUGGACAUCGACCGGGGAGCGGAUGUGCAGAAGGAGAGUAAGGAGAACCAGUGGUUGGGAGUCAGUGUUCGGAGCCAGGGGCCUGGGGGCAAGGUUGUUACCUGUGCACACCGAUACGAGUCGCGGCAGCGAGUGGACCAGAUCCUGGAGACAAGGGAUGUGAUUGGUCGCUGCUUUGUGCUAAGCCAAGACCUGGCCAUCCAUGACGAGCUGGAUGGUGGGGAGUGGAAGUUCUGUGAGGGGCGCCCGCAGGGCCACGAACAGUUUGGGUUCUGCCAGCAGGGCACAGCCGCUGCCUUCUCUCCAGACAGCCACUACCUCCUCUUUGGAGCCCCAGGAACUUAUAACUGGAAGGGCACGGCCAGGGUGGAGCUCUGUGCACAGGGCUCAGCGGACCUGGCACAUCUGGACGACGGGCCCUACGAGGCGGGGGGUGAGAAGGAGCAGGACCCCCGCCUCAUCCCGGUCCCUGCCAACAGCUACUUCGGUAGGGACCCCUCCCCGGCCCAGAGCUGCUCUAACCCUCUGUUCCUCUCUCUCUCAUCCUCCCUCUCCACGCUCCCAUCCUUCUGUCUCUGUCUCUGUCUCUCUGUCUCUGAUUCUUAUCUCUCUGGUCUCUUUGUCUCUCUCAUGUUCUUUCUCCACUUCUUCCUCUUCUACCUCCUCCUCGCCUUUCCGUCUGCCUCGGUCUCUCCACUCUGUGGCCUCUUCCCCGGAUGUCCCUCCCUGGUGUCUCCCCCCACCCCCACCCCAUCCCCCGCAGGGUUGCUCUUUGUGACCAACAUUGAUAGCUCAGACCCUGACCAGCUGGUGUAUAAAACUUUGGACCCUGCUGACCGGCUCCCAGGACCAGCCGGAGACUUGGCCCUGAAUAGCUACUUAGGUUUCUCCAUUGACUCGGGGAAGGCGCUGAUGCGAGCAGAGGAGCUGAGCUUUGUGGCAGGGGCCCCUCGUGCCAACCACAAGGGUGCUGUGGUCAUUCUGCGCAAAGACAGUGCCAGCCGCCUGGUGCCCGAAGUUACACUGUCUGGGGAGCGCCUGACCUCCGGCUUUGGCUACUCACUGGCUGUGGCUGAUCUCAACAAUGAUGGCUGGACAGACCUGAUAGUGGGUGCCCCCUACUUCUUUGAGCGCCAAGAAGAGUUGGGGGGUGCCGUGUAUGUGUAUAUGAACCAGGGGGGUCACUGGGCUGGGGUCUCCCCUCUCCGGCUCUGCGGCUCCCCUGACUCCAUGUUUGGGAUCAGCCUGGCUGUCUUGGGGGACCUCAACCAAGACGGCUUCCCAGACAUCGCCGUGGGGGCUCCCUUCGAUGGGGAUGGGAAAGUCUUCAUCUACCACGGGAGCAGCCUGGGGCUUGUCAUCACAGCUUCCCAGGUGCUGGAGGGCGAGGCCGUGGGCAUAAAGAGCUUUGGCUACUCCCUGUCGGGCGGCCUGGACGUGGAUGGGAACCAUUACCCGGACCUGCUGGUGGGCUCCCUGGCCGACACGGCCGUGCUCUUCAGGGCCAGGCCCGUCCUCCACGUCUCCCAUGAGGUCUCUAUCCUUCCGAGAACCAUCGACCUAGAACAGCCCAACUGUGCCGGCGGCCACUCAGUCUGCAUGGACCUAAGGGUCUGUUUCAGCUACGUCGCAUCGCCCAGCAGCUACAGCCCUGUUGUGGCCCUGGAUUACACGUUAGAUGGGGACACAGACCGGAGGCUCCGGGGCCAGGUCCCCCGUGUGACAUUCCUGAGCCGUGGCCCGGAUGACCCUAAGCACCAGGCCUCAGGCACCGUGUGGCUGAAACGCCAGCGUGACCGAGUCUGUGGUGACACCACGCUCCAGCUUCAGGAGAAUGUCAAAGACAAGCUUCGGGCCAUUGUGGUGACCCUGUCCUAUAGUCUCCCGACCCCUCGGCUCCGGCGACAGGCUCCUGGCCAGGGGCUGCCCCCAGCGGCCCCCAUCCUCAAUGCCCACCAGCCCAGCACCCAGCGGACGGAGAUCCACUUCCUGAAGCAAGGCUGUGGGGAAGAUAAGAUCUGUCAGAGCAACCUGCGGCUGGUCCACGCCCGUUUCUGCACCCGCAUCAGUGACACCGAGUUUCAGCCUCUGCCCAUGGACGCAGAUGGGACGACAGCCCUGUUUGCACUGAGUGGGCAGCCAGUCAUCGGCCUGGAGCUGAAGGUCAGCAAUCUGCCCUCGGACCCAGCCCAGCCCCAGGCCGACGGGGAUGACGCUCACGAGGCCCAGCUCCUGGUCACCCUCCCUGCCUCUCUGCACUACUCAGGAGUCCGGGCCCUGGACCCUGCGGAGAAGCCACUGUGCCUGUCCAAUGACAACGCCUCCCACGUCGAGUGUGAGCUUGGGAACCCCAUGAAGAGAGGCGCCCAGGUCACCUUCUACCUCAUCCUUAGCACCUCAGGGAUCACCAUUGAGACCACAGAGCUAGAGGUGGAGCUGCUGUUAGCCACGAUCAGCGAGCAGGAGCUGCGUCCGGUCUCUGCCCGAGCUCGUGUCUUCAUCGAGCUGCCGCUGUCCAUCACAGGGGUGGCCAUUCCCCAGCAGCUCUUCUUCUCCGGCGUGGUGCGGGGUGAGAGUGCCAUGCGGUCUGAGCGGGAUGUGGGCAGCAAGGUCAAGUACGAGGUCACGGUCUCCAACCAAGGCCAGUCACUCAACACCCUGGGCUCUGCCUUCCUCAACAUCAUGUGGCCCCACGAGAUUGCCAACGGGAAGUGGCUGCUGUACCCCAUGCGGGUCGAGCUGGAGGGCGGGCAGGGGCCCGGGCAGAAGGGGCUCUGUUCCCCCAGGCCCAACGCCCUCUACCUGGAUGUGGACAGCAGGGACAGGAGGCGGCGGGAGCUGGGGCAGCCGGAGCAGCCGGAGCCUCGUGAGCAGCCGGAGCCCAGCACGUCCUGGUGGCCAGUGUCCUCUGCUGAGAAGAAGAAAAAUGUCACCCUGGACUGCGCCCAGGGCACGGCCAACUGCAUGGUGUUCAGCUGCCCUCUCUACAGUUUUGACCGCGCGGCUGUGCUGCACGUCUGGGGCCGCCUCUGGAACAGCACCUUCCUGGAGGAGUACUCAGCUGUGAAGUCCCUGGAGGUGAUUGUUCGAGCCAACAUCACCGUGAAGUCCUCCAUCAAGAACCUGCUGCUCAGAGACGCCUCCACGGUGAUCCCAGUGAUGGUAUACUUGGACCCCGUGGCGGUGGUGGCAGAAGGAGUCCCCUGGUGGGUCAUCCUCCUGGCUGUCCUGGCCGGGCUGCUGGUGUUGGCGCUACUGGUGUUGCUCAUGUGGAAGAUGGGAUUCUUCAAGCGAGCGCGGUACCCCGAAGCCGCAGUGCCCCAGUACCACGCGGUGAAGAUCCCGCGGGAAGACCGGCAGCAGUUCAAGGAGGAGAAGACGGGCACGAUCCUGAGGAACAACUGGGGCAGCCCCCGGCGGGAGGGCCCCGACGCUCACCCCAUCCUGGCUGGGGAUGGGCAGCCCGAGCUGGGCCCCGAUGGCCACCCUGUGCCAAGCACUGCCUAGCCUCCUUUGUCCCAGCUGGCCCUGGGGCCCCCGCCACCCCUUCCCCAGAGACGGCUCCUGGGGGUGAAGAGGGGGGACCCGGUCGCUGGUGUCCCAUCAGAAUUUGGCAGGAUCUGCUUCCUCAGGGCACAGACCUCUACCCCCAUGAGGACCACCCCCCAAACAUCCCCUUAGGAUGCUGUUAGGUGAGAGGGGAAAUCAGGGAUGGGUCAUGGGGGAGGGUGAGGAGGGCAGCGAUGUUCUGAUGCAAAAGUGGGGAAGGGGACCCUAAUCCUUCCCUCUCCCAUUCACCCUGUCUAAUGGAACCCCAAGGACCUGUCUCCCCAAAAGUGCCUUAAGCCCAGAGGGUGGGGAGGAGGUUAUGUCGCUGACUCAGGGGCUCUUCCCUCCCUAGCUUCCCCUCUCCUCUGACCUUAGUUGGCUGAUCCAAUCUAGCAGAUUUUGUCUAUUUAUUAAAAAAUACUUGAGGACAAAACCUGGCUCCUUUACUGAGUCUGGCCGCCUCCUGCCCAGGGUCUGCAGGAGAGGGCAGAUUUUCUCUGCACGCACACAGCUCAG
This is a messenger RNA of Camelus dromedarius (Arabian camel), 4587 nucleotides long. It is a transcript of the gene ITGA7, whose product is annotated as integrin subunit alpha 7. The coding region runs from base 208 to 4029 and encodes 1273 amino acids. The record is from RefSeq and is a predicted model, not a curated record. The transcript is spliced from 25 exons. Gene Ontology annotation, molecular function: integrin binding. Gene Ontology annotation, cellular component: external side of plasma membrane; integrin complex. Lineage: Eukaryota; Metazoa; Chordata; Mammalia; Artiodactyla; Camelidae. Gene Ontology annotation, biological process: cell-matrix adhesion; cell adhesion mediated by integrin; integrin-mediated signaling pathway.